GGCUCUUCCCUCCUCCCCGCGCCUCCUCCUUAGCUUGGCUCACCAACUGAUGGAAACUCAAUGGAGGACCGUGAGCUAAAGCGCACCUUUCUUAAACCUCCUGCCCUGCCCUGCCCGGGGACAGAAACAGUAGACUGGGGCGCGGUAGCAAAAAACCCCGAGCUGUUCAAAGGAACCCAAGGCGGGAUACAUAAUCCUCCUCCCCUCCAUGUUAUCCUCACAACAACAACCCUGUGAGACCAUGGCAGCUCUUUUGAGGAGCCUGCUGGCUGCCUCGGAAAAGGCGGCCCGCAUUGCCCAGCUGUGUCGCCAGGAGGAGGCGCUCUUCAGCUUGCUCAUCGAGGAGAAGAGAGGUGCAGACAAGAACAAGAAAUUCCUGCAGGACUUCAAGACCUUGGCGGAUGUGCUCAUCCAGGAGGUCAUCAAGCAUGACGUGGGAAAGGAGUUUCCAGAACUACAAGAUCAUAUUCGUGGUGAAGAGUCCAACAAAUUCGAAAAUGGCCUUGGGGAGACCGUGGUGGUUCAGGUUUGUUCCACCCAAGAGGAAACAGCGGCUCUCCUGCAAAAAGUCCUGGACCGGAAUUGGACAGCAGCUGAGUUGCUGGCUGCUGCUAUACACCAGGAGAUGGUGCUUUCAGACCCAGCGCUGGAUGAUGUCACCAUGACAAUCUCAACGGAGAGCCUGGCUGUGUGGAUUGACCCCAUAGAUUCCACCAAUCAGUACAUCCGUGGGUGUGGCAACGUGGUGCCUGUGGAUGGCAUCUACCCAUCAGGGCUUCACUCAGCACUGGUGCUGAUAGGGGUGUACAACCGUCACUCCGGCGAACCCAUCUUAGGUAUCAUCAAUGAGCCCUUCUUCCAGGAAGCGCUACCAGCACACCGGUGGCAGAGCAAAUAUUAUUGGGGCAUCGCCUACAGAGGCACCAACCUGAGCUCGCUAAGCCAGCCUCAGCUGCAGGCUUCCCCCCGCGUGGUGCUGAGCAGCAACGAGAAAGCCGGGCUGCAGAAGGCCCUGGCGCCUCUCUACGGGGAGCAGCUCUGCUUUGCCUCUGGCGCCGGCUACAAGAUGUUGUGUGUGGCCCUGGGCCUAGCAGGCGCUUACGUCCUCUCGGAGGGCAGCACCUUCAAGUGGGACUCCUGUGGCCCCCACGCCAUCCUGCGGGCCCUCGGGGGAGGCAUCAUCGAUCUUUCAGAGGCCUUGAGGGCGUGGCGGGCUGGUGGACGCGACCGGCUGCCGGAACUGACUUACCACAAGCCCGUGGAGGGCUCUGUGGGUGCUGAGCGCUGGGCCAACCAAGGAGGCCUCGUGGCCUAUGUCUACCCUGAGCACCUCAAGGCUGUGAUGGCCACUCUGGCAGUGGCUGAUGCCUUCUAGAAGCCCUUCUCUGGGUGGGUGUAGCCCAGGGCAUUUGUCUCUGCAUGAAGGGGGGAAGCCAAUCACCAGGCAUGGAGCUCUGUGACUCAGAUUUUCUCAACAUGGGACCAAUCGGUUAUUGAUGGAGGCAGCAUGCCAGCAUGGGUUGGCAUGGAUCUUGUACCUAUCACAUGUGGCUUUUCUCUGCUGUUUGAGUCAUUGGAAUCCUCACUUCUGGGGCAAGGCAAGCAACCAGGUAGGGGAUCUUAAAUUGCUUCCCCAUCCCAAGCCUACUUCAUAUAUUGCUCCUCUCGCAUGGGUAAUAUGCAUUAUGGGUAACCCAGUAAACAUGCACUGGGACCAUUGAAUAAUUUCCGUUCAUACUUGCUUUAGCCCUCAGUAGGUGCUUCCAGAUGAGGCCUUUAUUGUGCAAUUGCCCAGCCUCAUUCACAGAAUCUCAUGGCGGCAGUGUCCAGACGAUGACUGCUUCCAUUUGUAGUGCUGUCAUGUUUCACCAACACCACUUAUUUUGUCCGUUAAGGAAAAUCCGUUAAGGGGGGAAAGAUGGAAUCGCUGCACAACGUCUUCUGAUUGGUAGUGCUAGAGGCCUCCAUCUAGACGUGCCCGUUGGCCCAGUUCACACGCAAGAAGACACCACUGUGGAUGAAUUUCCCUAGGGGGCUUCUUGUUGCAGCGACAACCACUAUUUUGAAUAUUUGAGUCAAGGUGGGAGUGUACUGUAGCUGGUUGUUAUAUGCGAACUCAGAAAGUGGGUUGUUAGCAUGGUUGACAAGGCACUUGCAGCCCUAAAACAGCUCAUGGGUUUUGUGGGGCUUGUGAACCACCCCAACAACCCAACCUCGCCA
Elgaria multicarinata webbii is the source of this 2220-nucleotide messenger RNA. RefSeq names its product inositol polyphosphate-1-phosphatase (gene INPP1). The record is from RefSeq and is a predicted model, not a curated record. The coding region runs from base 209 to 1375 and encodes 388 amino acids. Gene Ontology annotation, biological process: phosphatidylinositol phosphate biosynthetic process. Gene Ontology annotation, molecular function: inositol-1,4-bisphosphate 1-phosphatase activity. NCBI's taxonomy places the organism in Eukaryota, Metazoa, Chordata, Lepidosauria, Squamata, Anguidae. The transcript is spliced from 7 exons.